AUGGGAGAAAAGAGUUUGCCAAAAGAGAUCGAGGUUGACUUGCCGGCAUUGGAUUUAGAGGCUGCGGAAGCGACGCAAGAGAAAGAAGUGAAAAGGAAGAAGAGCUACAAGCCCCGAGGCAUUUACAUUCGUCGGGACAUUGAGCUUGAAGAGUAUGGAUACACUCCAGGUUGUGACGGUUGUGAAGCAGCUAAACUUGGAUUGAGUCACAAACAACAUUCUUCAGCUUGCAAACAAAGGAUCAGGGAGGCCAUGUUGCAGACUGAGGAAGGUCGUGACAAAGUGGAGCGCAUGGAGCGUCGUGCAGAGCGUUUCAUGGUGAAGCUCAAGGAGCAGCAAGAUGAGGCAGAAGCUCGAAAGAGGAAACUGUCCAUGGAUGAGCCACCAGAGGCGAAAGUUCCAAAAGGGGCUGAGGGUGCACUGGUGGAGGAGGUGUCGGGUCAGGAGGGCAUUCCUGACAUCGAGUUCAUCGAGAAGCCGCCUGGAACAGCAGCUGACUUACUUGAUGAUGGCAUGGGAGAAGAGCGUGGCGUGGAGGAACAAGCUCAGGUGAUGGACAUCAGUUCACUCCAAUUGUUUUCAUUGAGCAAGCACGGUUUGUGCCAUCCUUGUUUGAGAGAAUCUUCUUGGUUGGAAACACAACAGAUGUUGAGUGAUGAUUUCAUUGAGCAACAACAGAUCAAGUUGCAGUUGGGGAGCUUGAGCUUGUAUGAUGCCUACGGCGUUGAUCAGACAGGCUUGAAUCAGAGAUUUGCAGAUACAUGGGACAACGUGCAGAAGCUGGCGGAGGCAAAAGAGCAUCUAGCAUUUUGCUGCGAGCUCUACCGGAAGCAGAUGAGCAGGAAGAAAUACUUCUUGCGUGAACAUCCUUUUCUUGCAACCUCGUGGAAUGAGGACCCGAUGAAACAGCUUGAAGAGCUUGACACAGUUUACAAGGUUCGAGGGGACAUGUGUCAGUUUGGUAUGCAGGCAGAGGAUGAGCAUGGUGUUGGAGCUGUGAAGAAACCAUCCGGCUUCAUGACGAAUUCAGAAUGUAUUGCAGAGCAGUUGAAUGUUCUUUGCAAGAAUGUGAACAAUGAACUCAAGGAUUUCCAGCAAGCCACUCGUUCACAGUUGCAUCAAAAGUUGUCGGGACAGCCACGUGACAUUGUUACCAUUUUCUACUACAAAGACGACAACAGUCAGUGGCAUCGGCAUGUGCAACUCAUUGGUGGCAAAGCUAAGCAGGCAGAGAUUUAUCCAGAUGGUCUCUUGCAACGUAUCUUGAAAGGGUUGAAGCAACAGAUGCAAAAGAAGUCACCACUUAGUUCUUUGGAGUUUGGACCCGUGAAUGAAGAACCAUAUUUUGAUCAGACGGUGUUGGACGAAGAGGACUGGACAACAUUCAUUGAUGAAGUUUCGGGCAAAGCACUUGAAACAGGCAAGGUGAGGGCAGCUCGUGCAGAAGAGAUUGACUAUGCCACUCGCUAUAAUGUCUGGACAUUGGUUCCAACACAGGAGGCAUGGGAUGUGACUGGGGCUGGACCCAUCGGAUCCCGUUGGAUAGACAUAAACAAAGGUGACGUUGAACAUCCAAACUACCGAAGCAGGUUGGUAAUUCAAGAGGUGAGGCACAGUGGCGUUGAGGCAAUUUUUGCAGCUACACCACCCUUGGAAUCCAUCCGUGUUUUGUUGUCACUUCAACGUUCAGGCAAGCAAGGUUACAAGGUGAUGUUUACAGACAUUAGAAGAGCACAUUGGACUGCCAAGAUUGAAAGAACAGUCUAUGUUCGUCUUCCACCAGAAGCUGCAGAAGAAGGCUACUGUGGCCGGUUGAACAAGGCCAUGUAUGGUUGCAGGGACGCAGCUCGACAAUGGGAGAUUGAGAUCACAGACUUCUUCACAAGUCAAGGCUUUACCCCAGGGUUGGGGAGUCCAGUGUUGUAUUUCCACAGUGUUCGUGACAUCAAGAUUUCAGUUCACGGGGAUGAUAUCACUUCAUUGGGUCGCAAAGAUGAUCUUCUUUGGUUGAAGAAGCAAUUGUUGACAAGAUAUGAGAUCAAAGAUGGUGGUAUGUUGGGACCUGAUGAAGGUGACGUGCAAGAUGCGAUGAUCUUGAACCGACUUGUACACUAUGGCCCGCAUGAGACGACAAUUGAGGCCGAUCCUCGGCAUGUGCAAAUUUUGGUCAAGGAGUUGAACUUGACUGAAUCUAAGAGCGCCCCUACAGCAGGCGUGAAGAGAUCUGAACAAAAGGAAGAAAUGCUCACACCAGAAGAGAGCAGCAGGUUCAGAAGCUUGACUAUGAGGGGUUGCUAUCUUGCAUUGGAUAGGCCGGACAUUGCUUUUGCGUGCAAGGAGCUUGCAAGGGCCAUGGCAAAACCUUGUCGGUCGGAUUGGAAUGGCUUGAAACGGUUGGUGAGAUAUUUGCAUGGUGCUCCUAGAUUGAUUUGGAAGUAUCCCGAGCAGCUGGCACAAGAGCACUUCACUAUGUAUACUGACAGUGACGAUGCUGGUUGUUCAAAGACUAGGAAGUCAACAUCUUGUGGAGCAUUGAUGCACGGUUCACAUCUUCUCAAGUUUUACAGCAGCACACAACAUGUCAUUUCAUUGAGCAGUGGUGAGUCAGAAUUUUAUGCAGGUGUGAAAGCAGGUUCAACAUUGUUGGGAGCGAUGUCGAUGGCUCUUGAUUUUGGUGAGACCAAGCGAGGUCGAUUGUGCUUUGAUGCCACAGCAGCAAAGGCCAUGUUGAGCAGGAAAGGGCAUGGCAGAGCAAAGCAUAUAGAUCGAUCGUUUUUGUGGUUGCAGCAACGAGUACAGAACCAGGAACUUGAGUUGAACAAAGUUGGUACUCGUAAGAACAUUGCAGAUCUUGGUACAAAACAUUUAGACAGACUGCAAGUUGAAGCAUUGUUACAGGAGAUGAACCUUGAGUACGAGUUGAACGAGCAUAGGAUGACCCUCCAUGUGUAA
This is a messenger RNA of Durusdinium trenchii, 2952 nucleotides long. The record is from the annotation of a GenBank genome assembly. NCBI's taxonomy places the organism in Eukaryota, Dinophyceae, Suessiales, Symbiodiniaceae.